Guyanagaster necrorhizus is the source of this 1735-nucleotide messenger RNA. RefSeq lists its product as uncharacterized. NCBI's taxonomy places the organism in Eukaryota, Fungi, Basidiomycota, Agaricomycetes, Agaricales, Physalacriaceae. The transcript has 5 exons. The record is from RefSeq and is a predicted model, not a curated record. The coding region runs from base 91 to 1584 and encodes 497 amino acids.
CAAUAACUUCCACAAUUCCAUUGUCGCGCCCCGCAACGAAAACUAUGCCAUACGCGCCUUACGGCUGCAACCCAUAUCGUGCAUGGACUCAUGUCUACAAUGGUGCAUAGCGCAACAACAAACUCGUCAAGUCAGACAGCGACAUUGUCGCUUCCUGUAGGCACAAGUAGUGCUGGCUCUGAUCAGUCUGCAGUCAAAGCGUUGGAAAUACCUUCGUCUCUUCCCACAUUAACGCAGAGGCCUCCACUUGCCGACGAAGAUACGGUGGCAACCUCUAAUCUUGAAGUCUCACCACCGUCAGGGGUCUUGCCAGUCCAAAGAAACAGUGCUACGACCUCAACAUCACGAUCGCAGAGUCCAAUCAAUGACCAAGAAGUGGGCGCAGGCUCUGGCAAAUUACCACUGUUUUUCCGUUCAAGCUCAACGCCACCGGGUGCCACUGGUGGGAUAGACGAUGAGGAUUAUCGUAAUGAGGAGGACAUCCGUAUUUUCGGUCCUGCAAAGCCUUUAUCCGCAAAAGCUUUUGGGAAGAGAAAGAUACCACAUGUUGUCAUUCCGCCUCCGCCCAAGUGGGUUAAGGAUUUCAAAGUCAGAAAAGAGAGAAGACCAAACGAAGCGAUGUUUGAUGAGGCCGAUGAUAGUGAAGUAGAUGGCUUUGAGUCGCCGGCGCAGCAAGAAAUAGGUUCUCAGCGACAUGCUAGAAUACCUGUGCUAGAUCCCAAGGAAGAUGCCGCUAUUCAGGAAUGUAGCUCUAGACUGCGGGAACAUCCCUGUAAAUGGAAUGGUUGUGAUAGCAUUCUUAACUGUUCAGACAAGUUAUAUCUACACCUGCAAUACCAUGUUGAACAAAACAAGGCUGAGAAGUCGUUUCCGUGCCAUUGGCAACGUUGUGGACGCGUCCUUCUGCACAGACAUGAGAUGAUCUCGCAUCUUCAGACCCAUGCGUUCAUGCCACUGCAUUGCGCAUAUGAAAGUAUGAACUGUAUUCAAUGUCCGAGGCAUCAUCUGAUCAUCUGGAUACUUGCUACAGAUUGCGAGGAAACGUUUCGAACGGCGCGGCAAUAUUUGCAGCAUAGCCUCCAGAAACAUCAAAACGACAAGUUGAGACCGUCGGCUGAUCCGGUCAUGCUACAAGAAGACAUUGAGCUGCCAGAUGUCCCAAGCGUCGUUCCUUCGUAUAUGGCAGUAGCCAGAUCAGUGGCUCAAUAUCCCAUCUCGCCGGAACGACACCAGGUAAUCGGUCUUUGGACACUACAGAAUAUCUUCGGCAAGGUAGACUUGGCGCCGCAAAGGUACAAUCUUGCGAAGCCGUUUCGACCUGGCGAGGCGAGCGCAGUGGAGUUGCGGAGCCGACACGAAUACGAUUUCAUUGAGACGAAGCCACCGGUUUCUUCUUCCCCAUCUAGGUCUGCGAAAUGGGAGAGUGUGAAAGACCUCCCCGACCUCAACUCAGAGGAAGUCACGAAGAUGUUCAAGGAUAAAGGCCUUGUUUUGUGGGGAAAAGGAGGUGAUGAUGACCUCAUUGAUCAGACGACACAGGCAGGGAGUGAUGAAGAAGCAGUUGAAGUAUUGUUACAAGUGUAGAGCGGUGGUAUCUAACAGAUUGCUUAAUAAUGUGCUGGUACGUAACAGCGCAGCGGUCAUUUUGGCUACAUUCCUCCAGUGAACACAUCUCCUUUUGAUUGUUGAGAUCAUUUCAAGAACGCUUCAGUGUUGGUGUCCACAAGCGCGAUCA